This is a messenger RNA of Ictalurus furcatus (blue catfish), 6186 nucleotides long. RefSeq names its product actin filament associated protein 1-like 1b (gene afap1l1b). Gene Ontology annotation, cellular component: cytosol. Gene Ontology annotation, molecular function: SH3 domain binding. NCBI's taxonomy places the organism in Eukaryota, Metazoa, Chordata, Actinopteri, Siluriformes, Ictaluridae. The transcript is spliced from 19 exons. The record is from RefSeq and is a predicted model, not a curated record. Bases 2369 to 4651 code for a protein of 760 amino acids.
UUAGACUGCCAUAAUCAUAUUCUGCUUUCAAGUUUUGCACUCAUUUCACAGUUCAGAUCAUUCUUUUUCCCAGGAUUGCUGAGCCAAUAAUGCCUACACUAUAAUCCCCAAAAGCUUCCAUCCCCUCCCUUUUCAGUUAUGUGGCCUGUUGCUUGCCUGUAAUUGACUCCACCCAAUAAGUUGUCAUUCACUAACUCUGAAGGACUCAGCAUGAAAUUAUGCCAACCGUCUGCUCAGGCUGCCAUAUGACCUUGAGUGGUGUGUACAAAAGCCCCUACAAUGCACCACUCCCACAUGUGUGCAUUCAGGAGCUUAGUGCACGUGACGUUCACCCGCAGAAUAUAACUUGAACAGCUGCUCAGCCUCCUUAGGGACUGACUGGCAUUCUGUAUCUAGUGCUUGUUAAUUCGGACAUAUCCAACUCCUACUACCUAAUGAUCAAUGGAUAACACCAGUAAAAAAGCGUGUCGAUAUUUUAAAGUGUGUAAUCAUAUUUAACAGGGCUUAGACAAAUGAGAGGCAUUGGUCGUUAAGGGAGACCCUCCAUCAUGCCUGUCAUUUUAGUCAUUUAAAGAGCAGAGGAAUAGGAAGCAGAAGGUUGGCAUUGAUAGAAAGUGCUUUCGUCAGCUCAGACAGGAAACCACAGCUGCAGGACAUAUCCUCUGACCCACAAUGCCAGUAGUUCUGGAUAUCACAGCUGCUCUGGACUGCCUUACUUCUUGAAUGUGUUUUGUGUGUGUGUGAUUGAGCGAGUGAUUGUUGGUGCUGCAUGUUUGAGUUCUCCACAUUGCAUUGUCUUUUUUCCUCAAGAGUGAUCUCAACUGCCUAUUUUUGGUCUUCAUAAUAGCACAUUGUUGAAGGAGACCUCAGGCUAGGAUUUUGGUCGAACCAUUCGUCAUGCUUAAACUGUCACCUUAUAAUUUUGUUUUGGGAUAUAUGUAGACAGACUUUCUGUGUUUGUUCAAGGCUGGCCAAAAGAUUUAGAAAGUCUGUGUUGUUUAAAUGUGGGUUAAGAGAAUGAGCUUUUAUCUGAAGCUUUUAUGUUUUUAUCUGAAAUGAAGAUUUCUAGAGUAGCGCCACUGGUAUAAUGUAUAAUCACAUACAAAUAAAUGAACUUUAGCUUAGCUGACUUCUGCAAGUCCGACCUAGUUUCUGGACUUGCUCAGUGGGGUCCAGAUGAUGGCCAGGGGCUGGAGGGUGUUGUGUGGGAAUGAUCGUCCCUCACAAACAGGACGGUCACUCCCUCGUCCAAGCCAAAGAUUGCACUCCUAGACAAUAGCCCUCUGGAGAGUUGUAGCUGUGGAGUUGUGAUCGUGCCAUAUUCAAGGGAGAUAUCCCACUCUCUGCUCUCUGAGCUUCCGCCCACUAUUCACCUUCAUCCUUUCUCCUUUGGGCUUCCACCCACAUGAGCACACUUCCAUUUCCUUCUUUCAAGGAGAGAGGAAAACCGAGUUCUGAGGAAACAACCUGUUGUCCAUUAAGCGUUCUCAGUGCCAAACAAUGGUAAAGAGUCUUCACUCGGAUUUCAAAUAAGGACAUUCUCCGAGAACACUCAGCAUUUGUUUGCUAUAGACAUCUGUUUUUAAAGGGAGAGUCUUCAGAAGUCCAUGAGUAUUCUACAAUAUGUUGUAUAAGUAGAACAUAUAUAAGAAAUUUUGACAUUAUGUAUAAACCAUCAGCGUAAUCAAGUUACAGGUCCAAUUUUACUCUUUAGUCAUUUCACCCUCUCAUCCAAAUCAAGUCUAAAAUUCACUAUUCGCUGCUACUAAACUCGAGUCCUGAAUGGGGACCAGGGUGGAUGGGGCUGAGUUUAAGUUGCCUUAAUGAAUUACAUUCUAUAAGGAAUAAAACACUUUCAGGUGUGUCAUUUUAUUGGGAAUUAAUCAACGGCAGGGUGGUGUGAUAUGGCCCGAGGAGAAGCAGAUUACUGGCACCACCCUGAAGUUGGUUGUUUUCCUGUAACAGUAAAUCCGAGGCUUAUAAGCUUGAAUCCAAGUCAAGUUACAAAUCAUAAAAAUUGUGACUGAUGAUUUUAGACUUACAUAAAACUGUGAGAUUCUGAGUGUCUUUGAGUAAAGAAGUAAAGAAUUUUGAGUGAAUUUGAGUAAAGAAAAUUAAAUUUUGUUCAUUUAAAAACAGAAAUUGUUUCUCUCUUAUAUUUUGCCACAGGAAGAGGACAGACAUAGUAGGAAGGGAGGGGUGGUUAAAAUAGUGAGCAGGACCCUGAUAAUGCCAUAAUGAAGAGGUAUUGAAAGAUUAUGACUAGCUUGACUUAAUACAGAGAGAGAAUCCAGUCCUACACCGGCACAUUUCACGGGAAAGUUUCAGGUUUAUAAUAGCAUGUCUGACUGCACAUCGUUUUUGGACAAUGGUGAUCUCCUCAUCCCCGUCAGCUGUUGAGCCUGCCAUGGAGCACCUGGUAAAGGAGAUAAACGUGCUUCUGAAGCUACUGGAGCACGAACAUGUAAGUUCAGCCACCGCAGAGAAGAUGAGCAUUGUCAGGAACCUGUUGGGACAGUUAAAGCCAUCAGCGUAUGUGACUGGAAGCGACUUCAUUUAUAUGAACACGUCCCUCUACGGAAAUGGUACCAGCUUUGUCGAAUCACUGUUCGAAGAAUUCGACUGUGACCUGAAGGAGCUGAGAGAUUCCCCUGAGGAGCUGAAAAAACAGGAAGAGGAAGAGACAUUGAAACACUUACCCACCAAAUCAAGCCCCACUGACACACCCCCUCCACUGCCCACCACACCGCCUCCUGAGGAUUACUAUGAGGAGGCUGUUCCACUUGAGCCAGACACCACGCCUCAGUACAUCACCACCCACAGAAACCCAAGCCCAGUUGAGGACGAGGAUGCAUAUUAUGAAGAUGCUGAUAAGAACUAUCCAUUAACUCGCAUAAAUGGGCCUUCCUACAAUGACUCGGAUGCCCUGAGUAGCUCUUAUGAGUCGUAUGAUGAAGAGGAUGAUGAGACGAAAAUCAGAGAGAGGUCAAGUCCUGCAGGCCCGGUAAAAGACUGCCGCAAAUUUGCCUUCCUACUGCGUAAGAAGCGCUUUGGCCAAUGGGCCAAACAGUUAACCGUCAUCCGUGAGAACAGACUACAGUGUUUCAAGAACCCGAAGAACCGAACACCACACAUUGACCUGCCUCUGAAUCUGUGCAGCGUUGUAUAUGUGUGUAAAGAUGGGAGACGCAAGAGGCAUGAGCUUAAAUUCUCCGUUCCUGGAGGAGAAACUUUGGUGUUAGCUGUACAGAGCAGGGAGCAAGCUGAGAGCUGGCUUAAGGCCAUUCAGGAAGUUAAUACUGUGGCAAAUGGCACCACUGGACCAGAGAGUUCCUCAUCCCCCAUGACUCAACGCAAGACAGAACUGGACAAGAUGAUGCUUACUGAUAAACAUACCUCAGAUUCUGACAGUGUUGCCAAUGGAGAUUGUUCACGGGAGAGUGGUGAAAACGGGAAGGGGAAAAGGGGGGCUUUCUCUGAGCUGACUGGCUCCAUGAGUCGUGCUGCUGGCCGAAAAAUCAACCGUAUAAUCAGUUUUUCAAAGAAGAAGCCUCCUCUGCCUGGGGAUACCAGCAACCUGUCUCACACUGAUGACAACCCACGCUGUGGUUAUCUGAAUGUCCUGGUUAACCAGUGCUGGAAGGAGCGUUGGUGUUGUGUGAGGAGCGGCACUCUGUAUUUCCAUAAAGACCGAGCAGACGUGCACACUCACGUUAAAGCUCUGGUCCUUCAUGGGGUCGAGGUCUUACCUGGUUUGGGGCCCAAGCACCCUUUUGCUUUUCGUAUCAUGCGAGAUGGCAGUGAAGUGGCAGCUCUGGAGGCGAGCUGUUCGGAAGAGAUGGGCCGUUGGCUUGGUGUGCUUUUGGCAGAAGCGGGUUGUGCUACAACCCCAGAGGCUCUGCACUACGACUACGUGGACGUGGACACAAUCAGCAGCAUCAGAUCAGCAGCUCGGCAUUCUUUCCUCUGGGCCACUUCCUCCAGCAGUGCCUCCACAGACUCUCGCACCUACGAUGAAGUUCCUUAUGAAAGCGUGCUGGUAGAGGAGGCUCAGCCUAAAUCAGGGACUCAGAUCAAGCGGCGCUCUUCUUUCUCCAGCGCUGAUAGGGUAAAGAGUAACUCUGAAGUCACAGUGAAAAGACACGGCUCUUCUGUGAAUCAGUACGGUAAAUACGGUAAGACGAGAGCAGAAGAGGAUGCGCGGCGAUAUCUGAACGAGAAAGAACGGCUCGAGAAAGAGAAGGAAGAGAUCAGAAAAAAGCUGGUGUCACUACGUAAAGAGAAAAAGGAGGUGAAGGAGCAGCUUAAGGACGCCACGGGUAAACAGCAGAAGGAUUUGGAAAAGCGUCUGGCUCAGCUUGAAGAGAGCUGCAGAGGGAAGGAGGCUGAGCGAGUGGAUCUGGAGCUUCAGCUCACUGAGGUGAAGGAGAAUCUGAAGAAGUCUGUGGCUAGUGGUGGGCUGGGAGCUCCUGCUGAGACCAAACCUGCAAACAAGGUUCAUAUCAGAAAAGUUGAAACUACUUAUACUGAGUCCUCUGUACCUGUGAACUGUGCCUCUGAGAUGCGUAAGCGUCCUCCCUCCAUCUGUGCGUCCACCAGAGGAAAUGUCAUGCAGAAAGCCAAGGAAUGGGAGUCAAAGAAGGGGACUUAAUAUUGACUGGAUGUAAAGUCUGUAAGGAUUGUUUGGGUAUUUGAAGAUACUUCAGUGGACCAGGGAUUCAGCAACUGAUUGUGUUCUUUUUAACAUAUAUAUGCCCAAAAAACUACUGAUCCAUCUGUGGCUUUCUAGACCCCUUCCCUGUCACUCUUUCUCCUAUCUCUCCAGCUCUAUAUUUCAAAGGGAACAUUUUGGAUAACUGCUCAUUACCUUUCACCCAUACUGUCACCUAAUUACCUAAUCUUAUACAAACUGAGACAUCUGUACGGCUAUUGAGCUUAUUGUCUUAUCCAUUAUCUGAUGGCUCAAGAGGACACUUAAUCAUUAGUCGCCAUUAUCUAAAGAAAACAUCAUCUGAGACAGUGGAUAGUAAUAACACUCUUCUGACCAGUGCCUAAAAACACAUACAGUAUUCAUACACACAUUACAAAGGCAGAAAGCACAUUUGCUUAUAAUAAUAAUCAUUCAUUAUAUGGGCAUAUAAAUUACACGAGAGGACUAGAAACGAACAGACCCUUUUGGAGAAAACAAAUCAAAGAUGCUGAAAUGUCUUUUGAAAAGAAAAAAAAGAUUGUAAAUAAAAAGUGCAUUGUAGGACUAGAGCAGAAAAUAAGACGUUUUACGUUUAUAGAAAAUAUAAGAAGGCUUAAAAAAAAGGGAAUGAGAUUUUAUACAAGCAGCAGUGUAUCUUGUCUGUAUGUACAGCACUGAACUUACUAAAUCCCCCUAUUUGGAAUGGAAUAGAGUGUCAUGGCGUCUUUCUAUUAUACACAAUCUCUGUAUCUAGUGAGUCAUUUUGAGAGGUUUGUUUCCUUUCUUUUACACUAUGGCACUUAAUUGAUCAUGUUUAUUUAUUUAUUUUUUACAAUGUACAUAAAACCAUAUUCAUAAUCUCAGUGUUGAUAUAUGAGUCCGUGUCUCCAAGCAAAUAUGUAUAAAUGUUUCUUUUUGAACAAAUAAAUAUGAGUUCUAAUGCUUUACAAUAAACUGUUCGGUUCCAUUUCUCAAGGCCAUUGUGAAUAAGUCACAACACAUCACAAAACGAAUUAAAAAAUGCCUUGGCACCAAAGUGCCAAGUAAAAUGACAAAUUGCAAGAUACAUGUAUAAAUAUGUGAAAGUAACAAUACAAAAUUAAAGUGAAAAUAAAUGUACAAAUUAAUAUUAUUUAUUCAUUAAUUUAUUCAUAGCCACUGUGCCACUCUGUAAAAAAAAAACAUAAAAUAAAAAAAAAUAAAGGAAAAUACUAAUGAGCAGAUAAAUUAUAAAUAAAAUUCAGUAAAAUUGUUAGUCAGCUGUGUGUAUGUUUGGUCUCACUAGCAAUGUGUAAAGACCGAGAGAGUUGCUCUUGCAUUGUUCUCAUUGACCAAACAUUGAUCACCAUUGUUCCCAAUGACUAAACCCCAAACACAUUGGUUAACAUUAUUCUCAACGACAGAGCACUUAUCACCAUUGUUCUCAAAGGCCAAACACCAUUCUUGAUAGUAAUGAUAGUAUUUUGUAAAUAAGUAAAUAGUUAGUUUGUGGUGCC